Molecule: messenger RNA, 3180 nt
Organism: Ipomoea triloba (trilobed morning glory)
Lineage: Eukaryota; Viridiplantae; Streptophyta; Magnoliopsida; Solanales; Convolvulaceae
Exons: 20
Coding region: 220-3024 (934 amino acids)
Source: RefSeq, a predicted model, not a curated record
AGUUCUGGGACAUCUCUCUUCCUUUUGGGGUGUUUACUGGUUUUCCCAGAAUUUCAAGAGCUACUUCUCUCUCUCUCAUGGCCGCCUGACUCCACAUCAUUACUCUCUCUCUCUCCUUCUAAAACUUCCUUUCUACACCAGAGAUUUUCUUUCACACAGUUAGACACAGGGAAUUCUCGUGCUUAAGCUAUCAAAAUCCGGGGUUUUUGGUAGAAAUAGAUGUUUCUUCCGAUAUUAAAUAUUCCUGGAGAGAUAUCGAGAAGGGAAGGUUUUCGAAUGGAGAAAAUUGAAGAGUCAGGUAGCCCUGGUUGGGGUGCAUCAUUAUACCAGACCACUGAAGAUGUUGCAAAAGCUGUUGCUGCUGCUGCAGCUGCUGUUCGGUCCCCCAGGCCUUCUGUGGUAUAUUCAGCCAAAGAUGAUACUGGUAGCCCAAUGAAGAAACUUCAGAAUCAAGUUUCUAAAUUGAUUAAAGGUUUAUCAAGUCCUCCUGAAGCAAAAAGUAGACUUUACAACCCAGAAAUAUUAACUAGCCAAAAACGCCAAUGGGCCAACUUUCAGUUGCAAUCUCUGGAUCACAGAGUUUGGAAAGAACCAUCAAGGCUGUUUGAAAGCAUGGUAGUCGUUGGACUUCAUCCUAGUUGCGAUAUUCACGCACUUCAAAGCCUUUACUUUUCAAGGAAGUCUGAAGGUUCAGGAAGAUUUAGAAGUGCUCUCAGUGGUCAGCAUCAUUCACGUGUGGAACCCAACCUUGAGCCUCAGGUCUUGUUUGUAUACCCUCCAGAAAAACAACUUCCAUUGAAGUACAAGGAUCUUCUUUCAUUCUGUUUCCCAGCUGGAGUAGAGGUUCAUGCUGUUGAAAGAACUCCUUCAAUGAGUGAGUUAAAUGAAAUACUUUUAGGGCAGGAACACCUGAAACAAAGUGAUCAGUCAUUUGUGUUUAGGCUGCAGGUUGCUGAUAAUUCAACUCUUUAUGGUUGCUGCGUAUUAGUUGAAGAAAUUGUUCAAAAACCCUCUGGAUUGAUUUCAAUGAUGUCAGAAGGCCAGCCGUCUCAAAAUGGCUUGAGUCGCCAUAUUUUGACUACACGCCGUUGUUAUUGUAUUCUUUCCAGGCUUCCAUAUUUUGAGCUCCAUUUUGGUGUACUGAAUAGCAUCUUCAUUGAGGAGAGGUUGGAGCGGUUAACAAAACAAAUUGGUGAUCUUGAUAUCAAUCCUUCCACACUUUUUGAUAAAGAAGAUUUUGAAGAAAAAUCUUCUAGCACUUCAUUGGAUGAUAGGGAACACAACCUGUUGGAUGGAGCUCCUGACAAUUCUCAGUCAAGCACAUGCGAAUCUGUUACCGUGAUAAACAUCAAUGAGAGAUCUCAUGCGGAAAAUGAAAGUUUAGAAGGGUGCAACUCCUCUUCAAAGGAGACUAGUUGUGAUAAUGCUGUUGCAGUUGAUAGUGACAUACAGAAGCAUCACGAGACUAAAGUUGACAUAUACCCUUCAGAGGAAGCUAGCUGUGCUGACAUAGGGAAACAUCAUUCAACUAAAGAGGAUGUCUCUUCAAAGGAGGCUAGCAGCGGUGGCAUAGAGAAACAGCAUGAGACUAAAGGGGAUGCCUCAUCUUCAAAGGAAGCUAGCAGCAGUGACUUAGAGAAACAGAAACAGCAUGAGACUAAAGGAGAUGCAUCCUCUUCAAAGGAAGCUAGCGACAGUAAUGAUGUUCCAAUUGAUGGUGACAUAGAGAAACAUCAUGACAGUAAGGAGGACAUAUCUUCAAAGGAAGCUAGCAGUGACAAUGCUAUUCCAAUUGAUGAUGACACAGAGAAGCAUCAUGAUAGUAAGGGAGAUGUAAUUGGAUCAGAAAGACUUGAUUCUGAUACUUGCGAAGAUGAUAACAAACAUUUGGUUGAGAGGAGUCUGCCAAAUGCUGUUUUGCCACUUUUACGAUAUCAACAAUAUGAGAGCUCAGACUCUUCAUAUAGUUUCCAGGGCUCUCCAAGUGAAGAUAGGCAUUUCAGGAGUGACAUUGAUGAAGCAGAGACAGAAGUAUCUUUUUCAGGCCAAGAUGAAUCCAGUCAAAAUAGUGAUAUACUUGAAUGGGCCAAGGACAGUAACCAUGGCUCCUUGCAAAUAAUAUGUGAGUACUACAAGCUACAGCUCCCUGCAAGUGGUUCAACAAUUAAAUUUCACCCUCUGGAUCACUUACAUCCUUUAGAAUACCAUAGACCUGAUGAAACAGUUUUACAUGUUGCUGGAUCUACAAUUGACUUAAAAUCAUGCAGCACAAGUUUGGAACUGGCAGAGGUUCACAAUGCUCUCAUGGUGGAAGAGGAGGCGAAUGCUUUGUCUGUCUGGGCCAUUGCAUGUUUAUGUGGUUCCUUGCGUCUGGAGCAUGUCUUAACAUUGUUCGCAGCGGCUCUCCUGGAGAAGCAAGUUGUAGUAGUUUGUUCGAAUUUGGGCAUAUUAUCUGCUUGCAUCAUGGCCAUUAUUCCACUGAUUCGUCCCUACCAGUGGCAGAGCUUGUUAAUGCCGGUUUUGCCAAAUGAUAUGUUGGACUUUUUGGAUGCACCUGUUCCCUAUAUUGUAGGUGUAAAGAACAAAAACUCUGAAUUGCAGUCGAAGUUAACAAACGUUGUUCUUGUAGAUGUGAACAAGAAUCAGAUGAAGUCGCAUUCAAUACCACAAUUACCCCAACAAAAGGAACUAUACGCAUCCUUAAGUUCGUACCAUGGAAAACUUGUGGGAGAGAGUUUCUUGGGAAAGAAAAGGCCAGUUUAUGAGUGUACCGAUGUGCAGGCUGAAGCUGCUAGGGGUUUCCUAAGAGUGUUGCGGUCUUACCUGGAUUCACUUUGUUCUAAUCUUCGCUGUCACACAAUUACCAAUGUUCAAUCAAAUAAUGAUAAGGUAUCAUUGCUCUUGAAGGACAGUUUCAUCGAAUCUUUCCCCUACCGAGAUCGACCUUUUAUGAAGCUCUUCGUGGACACACAGCUCUUCUCUGUACAUACAGAUUUUGUACUUAGUUUCUUCCAAAAAGAAUAGGGCGAUGUACAAGGUUGUUUGGCAAUGUGACCAGUGGAACGCAAGUUCUAUUGCAAUCUGUAUUAUCAUUAUAUGAUUAUUGUUAUUCUUAACAUAGAAUUUUUGUUUAAUCAUAUGCCAUAGAAGAUGUCACCCUUCUCCUUGCUCUGUUUCAAA